AUGCUACUGGCGGUGCCCAGCACGACGAGCGGAGCACUACCGCUGAUGCCGGCACAGCCGUUUGCCGAACCCGCAUCGCCCCCUGCCCAGGUUCAGCCUCAAGCCGGCGUCCCGCAAACAGGUGCAGGCGUCCAGGCGACUCAGCCAGCAGUGGCGACUCAGCCAGCAGUGGCGACUCAGCCAGCAGUGGCGGCUCAGCCGAUGGUUGCUCAGCCGAUGGUUGCUCAGCCAGUGGUUGCUCAGCCGGUGGUUGGUCAGCCGGUGAUGGUUCCGGCGCAAGCCGUCGUGGUUCCGGCGGGCACUCAUGAUACGGAGUUGGCGCUGGGGAGCGUCCGGGUUGGUGGGACGGGUUUCAAGGCGGAGCAUGGGUGCCACUUGUUGGGCGGUCGGGAGGGGAGCGAGUUCUUGCAAUGCCGCGUGUUUUUCUCGAUGUUUCAGUGGAGUUAUGGCGAGUUCCAGCGCGCGAAUUGCGAAGAGGACCAGGUGUGCGAAGGAGCGGAGAAGCAGUUGGUGCGAACGGCAGAUCGGUACCGCAUGCUAUUGGGCGCGGCGGGGGUGUGCUUGGUGGUGGCGGUGGCAUUGUUUUUCGGGAGUGGGAAUAGUCUGACAGGUUCCGCCAAGUAUUCCCAGUUGGCGUGUCUGAGCGGUGGGUUGUCUAUCGCGUGUGCACUCGGUUCUUUGUACGUCUCACGGACGUUACGGAAACAGGCACUCGGGGUGGUCACGCGGUACGCAACGAAACUCAUUGCAGGAACGCCCAAAGUGGUUGCGAAAAAAGCCGCGUUACGACGUCUCUGGAUGCUCAGCUGCUCUGGGCUGGGACUCGCAGGUUUCACCGCUCUCAUGGGCGGUGUGACCAAAGACGAAGACAUCUCCCUGCACCCCGAACACCUCGACGCAGAAGAAACUGCCACUCCUCACUCCUAA
Molecule: messenger RNA, 927 nt
Organism: Gregarina niphandrodes
Lineage: Eukaryota; Apicomplexa; Conoidasida; Eugregarinorida; Gregarinidae
Product: putative transmembrane protein
Exons: 1
Coding region: 1-927 (308 amino acids)
Source: RefSeq, a predicted model, not a curated record